Drosophila virilis is the source of this 2685-nucleotide messenger RNA. It is a transcript of the gene mtg, whose product is annotated as mind the gap. Gene Ontology annotation, molecular function: chitin binding. Gene Ontology annotation, cellular component: extracellular region. The record is from RefSeq and is a predicted model, not a curated record. Lineage: Eukaryota; Metazoa; Arthropoda; Insecta; Diptera; Drosophilidae.
UCGUAGAAUAUCUCUGUAGAACGAGGAAUAACAAAUAGUUUUAAGUUAAAAACAUCGUUUUAGGAAAUCGCAAUGAAAUUGCAAUCGGUCAUGGUAAUAAGCUGUGACAAAUCAAAAGGGAUAGAGUACAUUUAGGUUGACUCGAGGGAAAUACCUUGUUAAAUAUGAUAAGCUCUGAUUGCAAUAUAAUCUAAUGAAAGACAAAAUACAUUUAAUUUAAUAAAGAAACUAAGAAUUUUAACUAAGCUAAUCAAGAUAAAUAACAAAAACUUAAUCACUUAUCAACCAAGUUUUUCCUUUUGAAAAUGGCAGCUUGUGCCAGUGUUGCAAAGUGUCGGAUGCCACAUGCCCAUAUGAGAGAGACAGACACUCGCAACACUCACGCAUGCGCGAAGUCGUCGCUUUCGAAACCGAGCCAGAAGACCAAAGAGGCCAGCCAACUCGGGGCUGGGUGGAUUGGUUAGCCACAAUUUCUGAAUCAUAUUCAGUUUUCAGUCGUUGGCCGCUUGUCGAAGUAACAAGUUUUGUAAAUCGCGCAUUCAGACACCAUUCGAGUCGCAAUCGCAUAUGUUAAUCGUUUUUCAGUGUGUGAGUGCGUGAGUGUUUUUGUUCAACUGGGAAAUUGGCAGCUAAACUAAAACGAAGCUAACAUAUAAACGACGUUUCCCCCCAACGAAUUACACACAAUCAAAAUAAAGCGCUGGAAAUAGUUGAGAAAAUGAAUUUUUUCGUUAUUGGAUUUCUGAUCAUGCAGGCGGCAAGAUUGGCUUGCGGGACGUGCGUUUUUAUGUCCGAUUUUGGUUUCACCCUCGAUUGUAACUUCAAAAAGUCUGGACUGUUUCGUGUUCGAAAUUUGGGUGGCGUCAAGGCGCAUUUCGGUUUAGGUCUCAGUGUCGGCGAUGAGUUGGGCUUCAAAGAAUCGCUGGGCAACGUGGAAAGUGAUCGCAGGCGCGCUAUAAGCUACAGGAACGGAGCACCAGAAUUGGUGGGUGUGCUGCCCUCUGCGCGGCAGCAGGAGGCCAGUGCACCAGUGCAGCAUGCUUUGCCGGACAAACGCAUUAGUUCACGCUCCACCGGACCCGGACCCUAUAAUCUGCAGUUGCUGCAGCAGGCGGUGGCCAAGAGUCAAGCCCAGCAGCAGGCACAGCUUAUGACAGAGGCACGCCCACUGCCCUUGGGCGUGCCUGCCUUCCGGCCUAUACCACAAAAGGCCACGGCCAACGAGCCAUUGGCCACGUCGCCGGUGGGCGCCCAGCGUCGCUUAGCCGUGGACACGACGCAGCCACGAGUUAGUGUCAACAACAAACUGGUGGAAAGCCAUGUGAAACCGCACUCCAAUCGCACUUUCCAUGCGGACAAUCCGAUGGUAGCGCAGCCGAUCCUCUCGCAGCCGGUGGCAGUGCCCGUUUUCCAGGCCAUGCCCGAGUCCAUUGCACGCAUUGCCAAUGUGGGCAAGGAGGAUGUGGCGCUGCCGGAGCAGCGCACACUCGCCAAGCAUCCCAAUUACUUGCAGUUCGAGGAGCCCAAGUUUGAUUUGAAGGACGUGACCGUUGAGGAGCUCGCCGCGGCGGCCAAUGUCACAGUCGAGACCAUAAAACAUGCCAUCUAUGUGCGAGAGCAGCAGCUGAAGGCGGAGCAUCGCGCCAUGCUGGCAUCCAAGCUGCGUCAAGAAUUUAUGCGCACAUCCACCGUGAAGACAACAACGACAACGACAACAACAACGACACCAAGGCCCAGGCAACUGGCGGAGCACAAAGUAUCCAAGGUCAUGAAUGCACCCAAGGAGUACUAUCCGGUGGGCUAUGACAAGAACUUCGAUGACAACUUCAAGUCGAAAGUGGAUUUGCCCCCCACGAGCUUCUCCUGCGCCAGGCAAAAGCAUUUUCCGGGCCUCUACGCGGAUACGGACCUGGGCUGCAUGGUUUUUCAUGUGUGUGCUCUUACGGACGACGGCAUGGUGCGUAAGUCGUUCCUGUGCCCGGAGAAUACGCUCUUCGAUCAGACCAUACUGAAGUGCAAUUGGUGGUUCUAUGUCGACUGCAGCUCGAGCACCAGCGUCUACGAUUCGAAUAUACCCAUCUCGAAAAGCUAUCAGCUGAUGAAGUCUCUCACCUAUUUCUCCAAGUACAACAACCAGAAGGGCGACCAAGACGGCGACAAGGAUGAAAAUGCCGUUGACAUUGACACGCUGCGCGAGUCCAUGGAGGGCGUCUCGCGUCGCCUGGAGCAGGCAAAGAAUGCGCAAGCACAACUCGAUGAGGUGGAACAGUCGCCGCAGCCAAAGGCCGAACACGAGCAUGUUGUGCCCGAGGGCGAGAGCCAGCAGCAGUUGUCCAAUUAGGCUAAGACCAUAUUUAGUUGCUAUCUGAGAUCUAGGUUAAGUUAAGUUCAAGAUCGAGCGUCUCUGGUCGAUUUGCCGUACAUAGUCAAUGUCUUGCGAAAGCCAACGGUUGUCUGUAGUCUCUGGCCAAUCAUUAAUCCUCAUUUCCUAUGGCAGCGCCUGGUCCUGGGCGCGCUCCUAGCUGUAGUCCCUACCCCACAUAGCUAUCAUUAAGUGGAUCAUUUCUAGUUUAUUUAACUACGUAAUCUAGUGCAAUUCUAAGUGUUUGUGUGACUUGUGCGGUUAGUUUUACGUUCAUAAUACUAUUUAUUUAUUAUAUUUUUGCGACAAAAUAAAAAAUCGUU